AUGACACAAUUUUGCUAUAAUCGCGGUUGUCAAAAGAAUUUUACUUCAGUAAACGAUCCAUCUGUAGAUGAUACAGCUUGCCAGUAUCAUCCUGGUUUACCUUACUUUCAUGACGCUUAUAAGAUUUGGUCUUGUUGUCAAAAGAAAUCUCACGAUUUUAAUACAUUUCUGUCUCUGCCAGGUUGUACACGUGGUCCUCAUCAACCCAAUAAACCUAAAGAGCCAGUAGCUCCUCAAUCUAAUGAACAGCCACAGGUGACGACAUCCAAACCUGUUCCUCGGCAAGAAAUGCCCAAACCUCAAACACCUGAUGUUCAGCGACCGCCGAUAGAUGCUCCACUGAUACCAAUGAAAUUAACUGUCGGAGCAAGCCUACGAACCGCACUCGACAAAUUAUCCAAUACAGCGAAGACCAAUACAAAUGAAAUAGAACAAAUUAACGAUGAAAUUAAACCUGGAACGCCGUGCAAGCAUGCUGCAUGUGGUGCUCGAUAUACCACCGUUGAAGAAGAACAAGCGACACCAUGCAGAUUUCAUCCAGGUGUGCCAAUUUUCCAUGAAGGUAUGAAAUUCUGGUCGUGCUGUCAAAAAAAAACUACCGAUUUCGAAUCGUUUACUGCUCAACCUGGUUGUUCUGAAGGCGAACAUUUAUGGCAAAGUGAAAAACCUGAAUCGACCGAUGAAGAGGAUCCUGAGACAUUGAAAAAAUCAUGCCGUUACGAUUUUCAUCAGCAAGGCUCAUCGGUCGUACUUAGUAUUUAUGCAAAAAUGCCACGUCCAGAUCAAACUCAAGUCGAAUUAAAUGCGGGUCGUUUAAAAGUCGAUGCCCGAUUUGGAACCGAUACGAGAACCAAACGUUUUUGCAACGAAUGGGAAUUAUUCGGAUUAGUUGAUGUUGAUCGUUCAACUGUGGAAUUACUACAGACGAAAAUAGAAAUUAAUCUAAAGAAAGCCGAAGCACUCAGCUGGCCACGAUUAGAUCGUCCGUUACAAUUGAGUUAA
This is a messenger RNA of Adineta ricciae, 1002 nucleotides long. The record is from the annotation of a GenBank genome assembly. Lineage: Eukaryota; Metazoa; Rotifera; Eurotatoria; Adinetida; Adinetidae.